Messenger RNA from Rhodotorula toruloides NP11, 252 nucleotides. Its product is annotated as cytochrome c oxidase subunit VIb. Gene Ontology annotation, cellular component: mitochondrion; respiratory chain complex IV. The record is from RefSeq and is a predicted model, not a curated record. NCBI's taxonomy places the organism in Eukaryota, Fungi, Basidiomycota, Microbotryomycetes, Sporidiobolales, Sporidiobolaceae. The transcript has 7 exons. Bases 1 to 252 code for a protein of 83 amino acids.
AUGAGCGACUCGGAGACCCAGACCUACGUUUUGCAGACGGCCGGCUUCGACGCACGGUUCCCCAACACCAACCAGAGCCGUCACUGCUUCCAGGCCUACGUCGACUACUUCCGCUGCGUCAACGCAAAGGGCGAGGACUUCCCCGCUUGCAAGACUUUCUGGCGCACUUACCACUCGCUCUGCCCGAACGAGUGGAUCGCCAAGUGGGACGAGCAGCGCGAGGAGAACAAGUUCCCGGCCAAGCUCGACUAA